AUGGUUCUCGCUGAAGAUCUCCUUAACCCUGCUCCCGCCGCCGAGGCCAGGAAGCACAAGCUUAAGACCUUGGUCCCUGCCCCGCGCUCCUUCUUCAUGGAUGUUAAGUGCCCUGGAUGCUUUAACAUCACCACUGUCUUCUCGCACGCCCAGACAGUCGUCAUCUGCGGUUCUUGCGCCACCGUUCUCUGCCAGCCUACCGGUGGUAAGGCUCGCCUUACCGAGGGUUGCUCUUUCAGGAGGAAGUAG
Molecule: messenger RNA, 249 nt
Organism: Morchella importuna
Lineage: Eukaryota; Fungi; Ascomycota; Pezizomycetes; Pezizales; Morchellaceae
Exons: 3
Coding region: 1-249 (82 amino acids)
Biological process (GO): ribosomal small subunit assembly; translation
Cellular component (GO): cytosolic small ribosomal subunit; ribosome
Molecular function (GO): structural constituent of ribosome; RNA binding
Source: RefSeq, a predicted model, not a curated record